UCAAUCAUCGUUUAUCACCAUCGAAGCAGGCGCGUGAGUAAGUAAGCGGGAAAGGUUCUCGUUCAGGUGAAAUGAUCGACGUCCAGAUGGCAAACCACGAAUAAAGCUCACGCGCAGCUCAGAAUCACAUCACGACUUUUUUUUUUCACCACUCGCUCUCUCUCUUUUUUUUUUAAACACCGAGGAAGACCGGUAAUGUCUUCGUCAACCUCUGCCGCCGUCCCACGCGCCGGUAACGACGACGAAAUCCGCGCCGCCUCAAUUAUGGAACGAGAAAUUAACAGUUCCGAUAUGGAAAUCGAUGAUGAUGAUGAAAACGAAGAGGAUUUGCAAAGCUCUUCGAAUCGAAAUGAUGCUGGUAAUGUUGUGGAGUCCAGGGGGCAUGAUGGACAACUCGGGUCAGAUUUGUCAAGUACUCCUGGAAAUUGCGAACCAAGAAUACUGGCUAAAACCCUUAAUGUAGGAGAGGGUAGUGCUAAUUUUGAAUUUUCCAGUCUUCCAAAUGAGUCGUUAGCGACUCAAAAGGAGGGUCUAUGCACAAACUAUGUGGCUUCCAAGUAUUCAGUAUCUGGAAAAGAGCCUGCAAAGGAAAAUGGAAUUCAAGAAUAUAUGGGCAAUGGAAAAGAUUCUCGUAACAUGUUAGAAAGAAAAGCCUCUCAAGACUACCCUGACCAGCAUACUAACGGCAAGGGCCAUUUUGUUGUUGAUGAGAGUAAUUCACUCCCAGUUGGGCAUCACUCAGGAGGAGUUAAUAAUGGUCUAGGUUUCGAGGAAAAAAAUAAGCAAAUGGAUGUGCAAACAGAUGAUGAUAAGAGGAAGAUAAAAUCAAGGUUUCACAGAUCUGCUGCUCCUCAGACUAGUGCCGGAAGUCUAUCACCUAGCAGUAAUAGUGAGAACAAACGCCCUGCACUUAUAUGUGACUUUUUUGCUAGAGGUUGGUGUAUCAAAGGAAGUUCAUGUAGAUUUCUUCACAUAAAAGAUGGUGGGAAAAAUCCUGGACAACUGCCUCAAGAAGAUACAGCUGCAGCAGAUGGGAAAAGAGCUGUUGAGCUUGAUGAAGGUUUUAGAAGUGCUGCUGAGAGAUCAAGAUCACCUGCUUCUGCUGAUGCACUGCCUUCGUCUGUUGUAAAUAAGACUGGAUUGUCUUCUCAUUUCUUUUCAGAAAGAAUCCUGCCGUUGGGGCAUGAUGAAAACCAAAGAUUACACUUAUUUCAUGAAAUGAAUAAGUUCCCUCUACUCCAAAGUAAAGAUAAAUCUUUGGGCACUGCCCCUGCCUCUCAGUGGUUUUCUGCAUCUACAGAUGAUUUUGGACCAUCUAAGGAUGUAAGACAAAAUGGUAUAGGUCAGAACUUGCCUGUUUCACUGAGUGAUAGAUCUACCUUCGGGAAUGGUUUUCUUCCUGAAUAUAAAUCAUCAUUGAGUGGCUCAGUUAUAUCAUUGGGCGAUAUAUAUAGUGAGAACCAAUCUCAUCAUGUCUCAACACACCUAGUAUCAUUGCCUUUAAACUUUUCUUUGAGUGCAUGCUCUCUUGGAGCUCAAAAGAUGUUGGACAAUGACCGCGGGUGUCAUACUUCCAAGUUGUCUUCUUUGCUGCAAGGCCCUUUUCCCUUCUCUAGUUCUAAACCAGAAAAAUUUCUUGUAAAUGAUGUUGCCAGUGAUCCGUUGCACUUUUCAGAAAAUAGAAUAAAAAUAUCUUCAGAUGAUUGGGAGCCAUCAGUACCCUUUCGGCCAUCCUUUUUUGUCACCUCUGGUAUAUCAUCCCCACGAGGCGAAUAUGAUCCUCUUCGUGACAGCAUUGAUGUGUCCAGUGCGGGAGAGAGGCCACUUAAAUUUUCUUUCUCUAAUCAAGGUCCAUCCCUCUUGAAUGUAGCAGAUCCACCAACAUAUGGCAAUUUUGCAUCAAGAAGGCCACUGCUCCCUGAACGUAAUGAUGAUAAAAGAACUGCAUCUUGUCAUAAUGGAGUCCAUGAAAACUUGGUCAGCAAUAAUUGCAACCCUUCUGGAAAAGAUUCGCUAACAACUGAUGCAAAUGAUGGAACUUCUGCUGUUGACAUGCAAAACGGAACACUAGUGAAAGAAGAGAUUUCCUCGGUUGCUUCUCAUGUCAAAGACAUUUCAAAGGCAAACAAAAAUGAUAGAGAUCAUGACGGCAGACAUCGAAGAGGCGGGUCUAGAUGCAAAAGGGACUUAGAAGUAGAUAGGGUUAGAGAAAAGAAUGAAAUAGAUGUUGAGGUUGAGCAUAAGGCAGAUGGGGAUUAUAAAGAAUCAAAAGCAAUGAGGCAUUUCCAUGCUGCUCUUGUAGAUUUAAUUAAGCAACUGUUGAAACCAACUUGGCGUGAGGGUCAUCUCAGUAAAGAUGCUCAUAAUACAAUAGUCAAAAAAGCAGUUGACAAAGUUUUUGGCAGCAUACAACCUCAUCAGCUUCCAGUUACCUUCGAGUCAGUUAAGCAAUAUCUUUCUUCAUCCCAACCAAAAAUAACAAGACUUGUUGAGGGAUAUAUCGAAAAAUACAAAAAAUCUUGAGAUGCUAGGCGGGGGUGCUAAUGUAUUUAUUGCACAUUUUAUUAACGGAAGUCUUAAACAAUUUAAACUGAGUAUCAUGGAAGUGUAUGGAUAUUUAUCUUGAAAUGCUUUCGUUCUUUUUUUCCCUUUAUUAUCUGUAUGUAGAAAGAAUUUCUACAAUACAUGUCUUACUAGUAGUUGCUAAGUCUAGGAGAGCAUGUUAUUCUUCUUAGCUUGCAUGUUGGGAAGUCUCCAAAGGAGUUUCAGCUAAACUUUCUUUAGGACAAUGGAAUAGUUAGUUGCAAGAUUACUUGUAUGCUAGGUAACAUUUUUUAUGGAUAUAAGAUAUGAAUUGUAAAAAGGUUCAAAUUUAUUUCAUAACUCCUUGCAGUUUUUCGAGAAA
Gossypium raimondii (Peruvian cotton) is the source of this 2905-nucleotide messenger RNA. RefSeq names its product protein FRIGIDA-ESSENTIAL 1. Gene Ontology annotation, molecular function: metal ion binding. The record is from RefSeq and is a predicted model, not a curated record. The coding region runs from base 196 to 2523 and encodes 775 amino acids. Lineage: Eukaryota; Viridiplantae; Streptophyta; Magnoliopsida; Malvales; Malvaceae. The transcript is spliced from 5 exons.